This is a messenger RNA of Kluyveromyces lactis, 702 nucleotides long. RefSeq names its product Cto1p (gene CTO1). The transcript has a single exon. The coding region runs from base 1 to 702 and encodes 233 amino acids. The record is from RefSeq and is a predicted model, not a curated record. NCBI's taxonomy places the organism in Eukaryota, Fungi, Ascomycota, Saccharomycetes, Saccharomycetales, Saccharomycetaceae.
AUGUUGAAACGGAUUCUUGUACUUGAUUUUGAUGGCACUAUCACCACUAGUGAUACCACCAGUAUCAUUGGGCAAUCUGUUUACAAUUUGAAAUCAGUACCUGUCGCAUGGACUCAUUAUACCAAGAUAUACGAGGAAUGCUAUAUUCCAAAACCAGAGAAUUUGGCACCUGAUGCUUGGAAAGUGGUUUGUGAUUAUGAACGUGCAAGCAGAAGGUGUGAGCUAAGUUCAAUCAACGAACUAGAAUUGCAGGAUCAUUUUAAAGAUGUGGUGAUCAAAGAUCUCCUGCAGCUCGUUAAGGAAAAAGUAGAUAUCAGACCUGGAUUACAGGAGCUGAUGCAGCAGUAUAACAAGACGUACGUGCUUUCGUUGAACUGGUCCAAGGACCUCAUACACGACCUAACGGGUAUUUCCAAAUCGGAUAUCUACUGUAACGAAUUAAAAUCACGUGAUGGGGAAGUUUACAGCGGACAAUUUACAAAGCAAAUAUUGACCGGUUGGGACAAGUACGAGAUGUUGAAAGAGAUUUGCGAUUUAGACAAAGUGCAAGGGGACCAGAGCAUAACUUAUAUUGGAGAUAGUUUUGGCGAUUUGCCUUGUAUUCUGGCAAAAGAAGUAGAUGGAUACAUUAUUGGCGAUCGCUUGAAGCAUUUGGAUAUAGAUGUUCCUACUAUUCAAAGGUUCGAUGAGGUAAAAUGUUAA